UCCAUCAGUCCAGCCCAUCAAUCCAUCCCAUUUAUCUAUCCAUCCCAUCCAUCUAUCCCAUCCAUCUAUCCGUCCAUCCCAUCAGUCCAUCCAAUCCGUCCAUCCCAUCCAUCCAUCCCAUCAGUCCAUCCCAUCCAUCCAUCAGUCCAUCCCAUCCAUCAGUUCAGUCCCAUCCCAUCCAUCCAUCAGUUCAGUCCCAUCCCAUCCAUCAGUUCAGUCCCAUCCCAUCCAUCAGUUCAGUCCAGUCCAGUCCAUCCCAUCCAUCAGUUCAGUCCAUCCCAUCCAUCAGUUCAGUCCAUCCUAUCCUAUCCCAUCCAUCAGUUCAGUCCAUCCUAUCCUAUCCCAUCCCAUCCAUCAGUUUAUCCCAUCCAUCAGUCCAUCCCACCCAUCCGUCCAUCCCAUCCAUCAGUUCAGUCCAUCCCAUCCCGUCCAUCUCAUCCAUCAUCACUUCAGUCCAUCCCAUCCAUCCAUCCAUCAGUUCAGUCCAUCCCAUCCAUCAGUUCAGUCUAUCCUAUCCCAUCCCAUCCAUCAGUUUAUCCCAUCCAUCAGUCCAUCCCACCCAUCCGUCCAUCCCAUCCAUCAGUUCAGUCCAUCCCAUCCAUCCAUCAGUUCAGUCCAUCCCAUCCAUCAGUUCAGUCCAUACCAUCCAUCAGUUCAGUCCAUACCAUCCAUCAGUUCAGUCCAUACCAUCCAUCAGUUCAGUCCAUACCAUCCAUCAGUUCAGUCCAUACCAUCCAUCAGUUCAGUCCAUCCCAUCCAUCAGUUCAGUCCAUCCCAUCCAUCAGUUCAGUCCAUCCCAUCCAUCAGUUCAGACCAUCCCAUCCAUCAGUUCAGUCAAUCCCAUCCAUCAGUUCAGUCCAUCCCAUCCAUCAGUCCAGUCCAUCCCAUCCAUCAGUCCAGUCCAGUCCAUCCCAUCCGUCCAUCCAUCCAUCAGUUCAGUCAAGUCCAGUCCAGUCCAUCCCAUCCAUCAGUUCAGUCCAUACCAUGCAUCCAUCAGUCCAGUCCAUCCCAUCCCAUCAGUCCAUCCAUCAGUUCAGUCCAGUCCAUCCCAUCCCAUCCAUCCAUCAGUUCAGUCCAUCCUAUCCCAUCAGUCCAUCCCAUCAAUCCAUAAGUCCAUCCCAUCUAUCUGUUCCAUUUAUCUAUUCUUCCAUCCAUCCCAUCUUUUCAUCCAUCCACAUACCUACCUACCUACGUAUCUAUCUACCUACCUAUCUAAUAGGGAUGCACAAUAAUUUGCAUGUGAUUGUCAUUGCGCAUCUUAUCAGUGAAGCCUGUUCUGUGAUUAGAAGUAAAUCGGCAUCACCUGCUUUCAGAUGGAGCGGCAUUUACUACACAAAGCCGUAGUUCAUUGACAAUCGGGCAAUUUCGCAUUAAUUUUUGCGGUCGAAUCACCUGCGUAUGGCCCAGCUUGCCAGUGAACUCCGGUAGUAAAUGCUGCUCCAUCUGAAUAGCAGGUGAUGGCGAUGUACAACUAAUCAAGGAACCGCCUUUACUGAUGAGAUGUGCAUGAUAUCGCAUGCAAAUUAUCGCGCAUCCCUACUAUCUACCUACCUUUCUACCUAUCUAUCUUUCUACCUACCCACCUGCCUAUCUAUCUACCUAUGAAUCCAUCUAUCUAAUGUGUGCCUAGUGUGGUUUUUCUAAUGGAAUGAUUCUCCCUUCCUCCCUGCUCCACACAUUUGCACGCACUCGUGUCUACGCGUGUGUCGGUUUGUACGUGUGUGCGCAUGGGGGGAACGCUGUCCGUUCUCUCUUC
This is a messenger RNA of Paramisgurnus dabryanus, 1756 nucleotides long. NCBI's taxonomy places the organism in Eukaryota, Metazoa, Chordata, Actinopteri, Cypriniformes, Cobitidae. The record is from RefSeq and is a predicted model, not a curated record.